Messenger RNA from Salarias fasciatus (jewelled blenny), 1088 nucleotides. RefSeq names its product DCN1-like protein 5. The record is from RefSeq and is a predicted model, not a curated record. NCBI's taxonomy places the organism in Eukaryota, Metazoa, Chordata, Actinopteri, Blenniiformes, Blenniidae. The transcript has 10 exons. Gene Ontology annotation, cellular component: ubiquitin ligase complex. Gene Ontology annotation, biological process: protein neddylation. Gene Ontology annotation, molecular function: ubiquitin conjugating enzyme binding; cullin family protein binding; ubiquitin-like protein binding. Bases 189 to 884 code for a protein of 231 amino acids.
GCUCUUGAAACGCCGGUAUUGGAGCCGGUAUCGGAGCCGGGUGACAGCCGUGUGACGGCCGAGGAGCCUGUCUCGACUGGAAAACACCACGCUAACAAACACUGGACAGGCUUAACCUCUUCCAUUGGAAUGGCAGCAGCAGCCCAAGGAACACAGCCCAGCUAACGAAGGCCAGUAAAGGAGCAGUGAUGCCGUUGAAGAAGAGGAGGAAGCAGCCUGACACAAGUGAUCAUGAGUGCCACUGUAAAAUUCCAAACUUCGCCCGGCCUCAGGUCUGCGGGGGGAGGCCGGCGGCGCCCGUCAGGCCGUUCUCCGUGAAGAAGUGCCGGUCCUGGUUCCAGCAGUACGCCGGCUCUGAUAACGUGGUGGGACCCGAGGCCAUGGAGAGGUUCUGUCGGGACAUGGGAGUGGAGCCGGAGAACGUCAUCAUGCUGGUCUUGGCCUGGCAUCUGGAAGCCGCUCACAUGGGAUUCUUCACAGAAGACGAGUGGCUCCGGGGAAUGACGGCUCUGCAAUGUGACUGCAUGGAGAGGUUAAAGGGCAAACUGGACGACCUGCGGGGUGAACUCAGCGACUCGGCCGCCUUCAGGAACAUUUAUAGAUACGCCUUUGACUUUGCCAGAGACAAACACCAGAGAAGUCUAGAUAUGGACACCGCCAAGUCCAUGCUGUCUCUGCUGCUGGCCAGGUCCUGGCCCCUGUUCCCCGUCUUCCACCGGUUCCUGGAGCAGUCCAAGUACAAAGGCCUGAAUAAGGACCAGUGGUAUAACGUCCUGGAGUUCAGCAGAACCGUCGACGCAGACCUGACUAACUACGACGAGGACGGAGCGUGGCCGGUGCUGCUGGACGAGUUUGUGCAGUGGCAGAAGACGUGGUCGUCCUGACCCCCGGACGCCUCUGGACGCCUCUGGAAACCCCUGGAGGAGGCAGGAGGACCGGCGGAGGACAGACAGUGCUGGACUCCAGCUGCCCGCAGAGCCGCAGAACGACCGGAGCCAGUUUCCUGUUUUUUCGUUAUGUCUUGUUUGUAGAUGUUUUCUCAAUAAAUAAAGUAAAACCAGCAGGAGCACUGUGGCUCCAUGAGCAUG